Nicotiana attenuata is the source of this 1326-nucleotide messenger RNA. Its product is annotated as mediator of RNA polymerase II transcription subunit 21-like. The record is from RefSeq and is a predicted model, not a curated record. Lineage: Eukaryota; Viridiplantae; Streptophyta; Magnoliopsida; Solanales; Solanaceae. The transcript has 5 exons. Gene Ontology annotation, molecular function: transcription coregulator activity. The coding region runs from base 340 to 756 and encodes 138 amino acids. Gene Ontology annotation, biological process: regulation of transcription by RNA polymerase II. Gene Ontology annotation, cellular component: mediator complex.
CGAGCAGCCACCCAAUUCGGCCUUUUAAAAUAGAGCUCUCGCUUAAGCCAUCUAUGUAGCAACUGAAAAUACCAAAAACCAGAUUCUAAAAUAAUCAAAAGCUAAAAAAGGGAAAGAUAAACUGGAAUUUUCAAUGGAGAUUUGAAGAAGAACUGAUUUCAGAGCACGAUUUCCUUUCUUUCUUGGUUUCUGAAAGCGGUUUCGGAGCCGUGGAUUUGCCGUUCGAUUUCCGCUGAUUUUGCUGUUUUUCUGGAAUUGCUGAGCUCCGUUCGAGUUUGUUUCUGCCUUCAUUUGGCUUAUUCUAGCUUUUCUCUGUUCGAUCGGGGAAGGAUCCACAAGAUGGAUAUAAUAUCACAGCUCCAGGAGCAAGUAAAUACCAUUGCAGCUCUUGCUUUCAACACCUUUGGUACCCUUCAGAGGGAUGCCCCUCCUGUUCGUCUGUCACCUAAUUAUCCAGAACCUCCUCCUGCUAAUCCUACAGAGGAUGCAGCCAAUGUUGCAGAGCAACCAAAGCAAAUGAGUGCUGCUUUUGUUAAGGCUGCCAAGCAGUUUGAUGCAUUGGUUGCUGCUCUUCCUUUAUCAGAUGGGGGUGAAGAAGCCCAAUUGAAAAGAAUUGCAGAACUCCAGGCUGAGAACGAUGCAGUUGGCCAAGAACUUCAAAAGCAACUGGAAGCUGCAGAAAAGGAGCUAAAGCAGGUUCAGGAGUUGUUUAACCAAGCAACGGAUAACUGCCUGAACCUUAAGAAGCCAGAAUGAAUUAAGCUACUAGUACAUAUUUCAGUUUUGAUGGAACUAAUUAGACAGUAUUUGCUUAAGGAGCCCCUCUUCCUGGAAUAUGCUUUGGAGGAACAACAAAUCGCCUGCGUCAGGCUUCUUAUGGGUGCAUUUACUAACUGGUCAUAUAUAAACUGGCUGUGUUCUGGUAUUUCCGUUUGAAGUUCUUGGCCCGCUGCUGCAGAAAAAAAUUCAGUAUUCCAUGUGAAUCUGAUGCAGAUCUUCGUUUAUUCUAAAUGGAAAGACGUAGGAAUGAUGUGUUUUGAAAGCAAAUUCAGCAGUCAUUUGUCUCCUCACAUGAACUUCCUAUUCCUUCUAUCCAACCAUAACAUUAGCAUCUUCUAUGAGAUGAGCACUAUUUGGAAAGUUGGUUUAUAUGGUACUCUGCUCCAACAGUUUUAUGUUGUCAAAACUUUGCAAUUAAAUGUGUAUUUUCUUAAACAUGCAAUCCAAAACAAGGGAAGGUCUAUUGUUUUGAUUUGUUUACAUUUUUUGUAGAGGUUAUCUAACUACACACUAAUAAUACGUGCCUGGAUACUUCCAACUGUAAAA